This is a messenger RNA of Caenorhabditis angaria, 2808 nucleotides long. The record is from the annotation of a GenBank genome assembly. NCBI's taxonomy places the organism in Eukaryota, Metazoa, Nematoda, Chromadorea, Rhabditida, Rhabditidae.
AUGAAACUUCUAAUAUUUUUAAUCUUGCUCGCCGGGGUGAACUAUUUUUUUUUUUAAUUUUUGAAUGUGACAAAAUUUUCAGAUUUCCGCGCUUCGAAUUCAGAAUUUGUGUGAUGCGAACAAGUCCGAAAUAUCGGUAAAACUUCUCACAAAUUUGAAAAACACCGAAAAAAAUCAAAAAGAUGUUGGAAAUGUAGUGAAGUUUGUGAAGGUUGGUGGAAAAAAAGAAACAAAACCUCAUAAUCUCCUUCCAAGUUCUCAAAUUUCGAUGGGAAAUAAUUUGUCAAGAUUUUUUUCGCUCUGAAAUUGUUUGUUUUUCCCACGAAGUUCGAAAAGGUCAGAAAAAUAGACCGAAAAGCAUCAGACAUUUUAUAGUUCAUACGAAAAAACUUUAAUUUCUUCUUUUCCCGAGUGACGAAUAAUUCACAUUUUUUUUCAGAACUUGCAAUCUUCCACAAUUCAAACUUCAAUAAUCGAAUAUAAUUCAAAAAUCGCUGUUGAAAUCGAAAUUCCCAAAAGUAUGGGUUCUUGUGAUGACGUUAAUGGAUUUUUCGAAGAAUUGAAACAAAAAUAUAAAGAAAUUGUUGGAAUUCUGGCGAAUUGCGGUAAUGAAGUUAAUAUAAUUGUUUGAGUUAUGCGAAAAAUAAAUAAGUUAUUUUUCUUUUUUUUUGCUAAAAUUUCUCAUAAAUAUGUUUUUAUACUUGUCUUUGUGAGAAAAUUAAUCUCCAAUUUUCAAGUUUUUCUUGAAAAAAAUUCCAUGGAACUUAUUUACUCAAUUAAUUAUUUUCAUUCACAGACAUUUUUUUUAUUUUUCAGCAUUAUAAAAUUUUCCUGAAAAACAAUCCGAUUUUUUUUCAAAAUGAAAUUUUCAAACGAAAAUAAAGAGGACAACUUCUGAAAUAUUUAUUACUUCAAUAUUCAGGUCGAAAAUUCAUCUUAAAAUAUAAAAUUAGGCAUUUUGACUGAAAAUAUCAAAUUUCAUGUAUUUUUGCAGAAAUAAUUUCAUUGUCUCAAAAAAAAUCAAAAAUCCAACCCUUUUAUAUAAUAUUACAAAAACAAGUCAAGAAUUCUUUGUUUUUCGUUCAAAAUUUCACUUCAAUAUUGGAAUUGUAGUAUGAACGUCAUAUUUUAUCCAUCAGUGCAUUUUUUUGUUAUUUUUUUUUGAAAAUAAAGAAUCUUUGCCCAAAAGAAGUCAUUUAGAAAAAUUGUGUUUUUGUCAAGUUUAAAAUUUCGCUGUUUUUUGUUCAGCGGAAGUUGUUUCAUGUCGAGAAAUUGGAUAAUUGUGUUUACCAAAAAGAGUCCUUUUUCAUGAUUAUUAUAUAAGAUUUAAAGGACUACAAUUCUUGUUUACUGAAUUCUUGUUUUACUCGUUCAAAUAAUUAUGAAUAAUAAAUAUACUUGAGUAUUCAUGUUGAAAAAUAGAAAAAAAAUCCGAAUUCUGAAUACAUAGACAUGAUCUUUUCUUGUUUUCUAUAAUUACUUUCAAAUUUUUUUGUGCUACAAUGUACUUUUUUCUUGUUUUGUUUUUGGCCUCUGAAAAAUAUCAGCAACCACGUUAGAACCUCGCCGAAAAUCUAAUUAUUUUUCGCAAUAACCGCAAGUUCUUCGGCACAAAAAAUCAUAAACUAGAAAAAUCCAGCCCACUUUUUUUCUGUUCAAUCACAUUUUUUCAGAUGACUACUGAGACCGAUAUUGAAAUAAUUCGAACUUGUCUUCUUGUUUUUGCGAUUAUUGGGAUUUUUGGAAAUAUUAAUAUAAUAUUAGCAACAAGAAAGAAUAGUAGUCUUCAACAUAAAUGUGGUAUUCUUUUGGCUAUUUUGGCAGUUUGUGAUUCAAUUUGUUUGAUCAAUGAAUUUCAAAGUUUUUUGAGAAUGACUCUGAAAGUUGGAGAAACAACACUAAAGUUUGUUUUUUUGUAUCUAUAGGGAAAAUUAUAAUUGAAAUUGUUUGUUUUCAGAAAAUGUUUCUAUGCGAAUAUAACUUAUAUAUUAAUUGAACCUCUCGAAGUUUAUAUGAUUUUUAUUCUGGCAGUUGAUCGUUUGAUUGCAAUCAACUUCAGUGUUUUCUACAGAACAAUUCGAAAAACAAAAUAUGUUUUGUCAAUGUUAUUACCAGGUUUGGUGAUAGGUGCUAUAUUUCUGAUAUGGAGUUUUGUAACUCUAUCAAACCCUGUUGUUGAUACUUGUAUUCUACCCUAUGCAAUGCCAGAAAUUGUUUCAUAUUGGUGGAAUCAAUAUAAUCUUUGGGGUGCAGUUGGAACUCUUUUGGUAUAUUUAUACACAUAUAUAACAGUUUAUUGUUGCAGUAAGUUAAUUGAAUUUUGAGCUUUGGAAUUCGUCUUUUUCAGCAUUCAAACAGAAAAAUGAGAAAAACUUGCAAAUUCAAAAAACAAUAUUGAAUACAGUUAUUGUCGGUGCUGCUGUUUUCUCAAUUUCUUCUGUUUUAUCUGCAACACUUAUAGCACUUUUCACAAAUAUGAAGAAUCCGCCAAUUGAUCCGGAUACAGUAUCAACUUAUGCAGUUAUCCCAGGUGAAUCAUGAUUUCUCGAACACUUUUCGGGAUAUCUAAAUUCAAUUUUCGCAUUCGUAAUCCAAUAAAAACUUUAAGGUUUGAUCUCAUAUUCAUGCAAUUUUUAUGUGUAUUUCUGGCGAAGUAGCGACUACCGUAAUGCAUUUGUUAAACAACUUUGUUGUGGGCGAGUUUUGGCGAGUCAAGAGAAUUUGGUAUCAUUUGCACCGCCUUCAUCAAUGAUGUCAAAGAAAUCAAGUUCAGUUUCAGUUAUGUAUAGAAGAGCAGACGGGGCUUAA